GAUAUACGCGCAUCCAUCCAAACACACGAUGUACGGAUGCUGAACUUUUUUCGCACCGUACGUAGCCAUCCGUGCUCGAGUGGGUUAUAAGACAUAUAACGAGACAGUGUCGUAGUGGAUAAAUGUUAUGUGUAUUGUAUUGAGUCACCAGUGCGUCGAUUAAGUGCACGUGUAUCUACCCGGAAUAUAUAUCAUGUGGCUGUAUUCAAUUACACCCGCCCAGAUACUGGAUAAGACUGCGUACGCGCCCUAUAUAUGCAUCCUAUAUCUCAUGACACACGGGGGAAUAGUAUUGGCGUAACUAUCCAGAGACUAUAGGGUAGCCGUAUCACAGACACAUCCAAGCAGCCCCACGGUGUGCGCGUGCUUUAGACUCCAACGCAUCCGCACGUUGCGCAAUCCAUCCACACGCGCGCGCGCGUGCGAUAGACGAGCGUCGAGACGCGCACUCUCACGCCGACAAACAAGGACAGCCCUGCUGAUCCAUUCAUCCAUCCAUCCAACCGGCCAUCCGUCCGUCCAUAUCCACACGGCUAUCAGACGCUUCGACCAAACUAAAGGCAAGCACAGGACACGCGCGCACACACACACACACUGUAGCCGCUCACUCGGCACUUGCACGUGCGCUGGAAAGCAAGCGCUCGACCAUACUUCACCAACUAUGGGCGGCAAGGCGGCCAAGGCAAGUCGUGUUGCCGGUGCCGGUAGUCCCGAGUCGUCGGGGCGCCUUCGAGACAGGCGCGAUCAUGGCUCGGGACUGAGCCAGCUGCUGCUGCUCGGCCGCACCGGGGAGCCGAGAGGCGGCGGCGGCGGCGAAGUGCGGGCUCCGGACAGCCCGGCGGCUCCGUACUCGCGGCGCGUGGCGAUGGUGCGGGAGAUGCACGCCCUGGUGCGGGACGGGGACGCGGACAGAGCCAUGGCCGUGCUGCGCAGCCUGCGUCAGGACCUGGGCAUGGAGUCCACCUCCCUGGACGAUGUCCUCUACAAGUACGCCAGCUUCCGGAACAUCGUCGACCCCAUCACCCACGACCUCAUCAUCAGUCUCGCCCGCGACAUCCAGUGCCCCAAAACGGAGGACGAUGCGCUUCGCGCGUUUGAGAAGCUCUGCCGCCAGCUCAUUUACCACCUGAGCCCCCACUCCCAGCUGCGGCGGCAGAGCACCAGGCGCCGAAAGCCGCAAGCGAGCACGAAGCCGGCGCUGUGCCUGGAGCCCGACGGCGGCACGCUGCCCCUGUCGGGCGUCCCGCUGGGCAGCCCGGGCCACCGGCGUGAGCUGGAGCGCGUCGCCUCCUUCCUGCAGGGCGGCUCGCCGCACCUGCGCGCCCUCAACUCGGUGGAGCUGAGCUUCGCCGAGCUCACGGACGACGGGCUGCGCCUGCUACUGCCGGGCCUCGCGGCGCUGCCCAACCUCGCCAGCCUGGCGCUCAACGGCAACCGGCUGACGCGCGCCGUGCUCCGCGACCUGGCCGAGUCGCUCAAGGAGCCGCGCUCCUUCCCGUCGCUCGCCUGGGUCGACCUGGGCAACAACGUGGACAUCUUCUCGCUGCCACAGCCCAUGCUGCUGGCGCUGCGCAAGCGCUGCCCCAAGCAGGGCAGCCUGCCCACCAUCCACGAGGCGAUGGAGGAGAAGGCGGCCGCGGCGGCCGUGGUGGUGGCGGCGGUGGCGGUGCAACGCGGCGGCUGCGGUGGCGCAGGGGGAUCGCGGGGUCACGGCGUCGCCGGCGGUGCCGCCGCCAACGGAUGCUCCGGGACGGCGGCGGCGGCGACGUCCACCGAGGAGCCGGCUUUGGGCGGAGGGUCUGAGGAGCAAGGGGAGCGCGGGACGGCGGUCAGAUGACUCGUCGCUCGGGCGCGCUUUAAAGCUCCCGCAGCGGACGACGCGUUACUUUCUGACCGAUUCAAACGAGGCGACGUUUCAGGCCUCCUCCAAGCCGUCGCCGAUCCCUUGAGCGUUGGAUAUAGAGAUCAUGCCUGAUCCUCGGCUCACGACGAUGACCACGACCGCGGCGACGUGCGUAGGUUACAUCCAGAUGGAGAUGAAGGGGCCGUCGGGGGCAGUUGCCGUCGACGGCGUCGCACGCUGCGACUCGUGCACAGUCGCCGCGUGACCUCCAGCGACCCCCUCCUGCAGCGUCAAACCUGCCGGCUUCACGUCGCUGGCCCGUUAGUAGCCGACAGGUUUGGGCGAUCUCCCUGCGCAGGUGGCACAUUGAGCAGCACUCGCCUCAGUCGCAAUCAGGCAGAGCCGGUGGUGGAUGUUCUCGCAGUAGGCGAGCACGCGCGGGCACACGUUCACGCAAAACGCAAACGCGCGACGGAGUGCAGCAAGGAACGGCACGGACGCGUCUCAUAAAGCGGCGCGGUGCGUUUGGGCGCGCGUCACGCUCCGGAGAGGGCUCACUCUCACACCGACACCCUCACUGCCCAAGGUCUCCCUUGCGAAAGAGACUGUUGACCGAGACCGGGUUCUCACCUGGACACCUACGCUGCCAGCUGUGCCCGCUCGCGAUGGGCCAAUUGGUACGACACAUGACUCACGGCUCAACAUUGCUACGUACGGCCCGCGAUCCUUUUAGACGAUGUUAGAGAUGUGCAAUUCUCAAUACCGGGCAGGUUGCAGAGGGCAUUGGAGGAUAAGUCUUCGGUGGAUCGUGCUCACGUCCGCCGGGAAGCUGCCGCGGCGUAUAGGGGUCCGCACGCCGGACAUUGUAAUCCAGAGGUCACCGCUUCGAUUCCAUGUCUCGGAGCACAAAGGAGUGCGACGGGGUAACGGGUAAUCCCACCUCUUCCCAAGACGUGUCUCGAAGUGUAGGCCAAGUACCCACCAAAGGGAGCUCUCUAGAGAUGCCUCUAACGAGGAGUUAACGUCCCCCAGUUCAACAGAAUCGGAAUGUUUAUUUAUACUGGAGGAAUCCGAUGAGCGAUGAAGCUCUCUUUUCACAGAUGUCCAGGUAGAAGAGGAUACGUCUUCAGUGGAUAGUAAUUUUACACGUCGCUGGAGGUAUUUGAUUAUUUAAUAUUCUUGGUCUUUCCACUGCCCCCCCUCAACCAACCCCCCCCCCAGUUCCAAUUGCACUACCGGCAUCAUGUCGCAAGACAGGGAGAAUCCUUGUAGAUAUCUGCCGGCAGUAGUGUGCCCCACGUGUUCAAAGAACCGACUUUGUCUUGAAAAACAAAGCCCCGGUCAACCCUUUACACAGUACGGGGGGGGGGGAGGAGAGAAGGGGGGGGCACACACUUUCCCCUACACCCUUCUAUGAGAUUGUUUUUACAAUUAUUUAAAUUCUCCUAGCUGGAAUUUAGCCAAAACCCAAGAGCAAAACCAAAUAUGAUGGUAGGGUUUUUUUGCGUGUGUGUGUGUGCGCUUGUGUUUUUUGGUUUAUUACUGUUCGAGCCAAGAUCCAUCUUGCUCUUGGCAGCUGAGAACCUGGCCACUGAAGCCCAGAUUCGAACCCAGGACUCUCUUAGUGGUGCCGUCUGACCUGUGAACCCCACUCCCCACCACCCCCCCCACCCCCGGGGUCACGUCAAUAUUUGAAUAGUUUAUUUUUAAAGACCUAUCAUAUUCGAGAUUUACAAGAACAGGAAGGACACUCGUCGCAAGUGACCUCGUGUGUGUCUGGGAUCGUGGUUACACGCGUACGUGGGGAAAUUAACACCAGGGCGUUUUAAAUAGGUCCGGAUAUCGCCCUUCUGUAUGCUUCAAGAAUACCGUGUCUAAAUGGAUUGUUCAAUAGAUGUUUUUUUUGUGCAGCUUAAACAGAGAUGUGUGUAUAUGUACGUUAGUAAAUAUAUGUUCGUAAACAUAUACACGGCUUUAGACACUAAAUAAAUAAAAUAAAUAUUAUAGUAAAUUAUAAGAUUAUAUCUAAUGUUUGGUGAACGCUUUCCCUCGUCCUACUGCCAUUGGCCUUUGGGGUUGUUUGACCAUACUUCACCACGCUGGUCAGUGCGGAAUGGUAAAAUGGGUGCAGGCCCCGGACCGGCUCAAAUUUCGCUCGCCACUGAUGUCAGCCGGGCCAGGAAUCGAACUUAUGUCAGCGAGUUCAUAGCGAAGUGUUUGCCAACCAUUGCCAUUCACCAUUCAAAUGUGUCCACAUAUUUGGUGACAAAACAAAGAUAGCCUGUAUAGCCUCAACAGGCUGUUGGGCAAGUGCCAUUAGUGGAACACAUGAUUCGGCUGGAACGGCGAAUUGCAUGGUGGGGUGGGCAGCGCAACUCCCGGCCACCUUUGUCUCCCUCGUGCCGAUGUUUACACGUUGCACCAGGGUAAGGUUAUGUCAACCUCGAGGAGGUCCAGGACCGGUUCAGAUAUUCAUCACCAUUGUUGGCCGUGCGUUAACCACUACAAGACCCCUGCCCACCAACGGCGUGUGUGCACAAAACGUGCAAAACGCACACACGCAAAACAAGAUCAUUGAGCAAAAGGACGAUAAAAAAAAUCCUUUGGCCAAGAGAUUGCAAAAUAUAUUAGAAAAGCGAAUAAGUUCUGGGUAAAACCAACGUAUCGCGUUUUUUUUAUUUAUGAAAAAAAAAACAUUCUUAUAGAACCCAGAAUAUAGAGUGUGGAUUUCAGAAAGAUGGAAAAGCAACAGAUAGCGGUGUAACACGUGCGACGUAAUGCACCCUCAGAAAACUAGAGAUCGAACGAGGUAGUCAAGGCCCACGGUUUUUCCUUUUAUAAAUCGCGGAUCUGAAUGGUUUCAAAGCAUAAAUGGAAUCCUGCGAGAAGCGUGAAGGCCGGGGACCCUUCGCAAUUUGGCGCUCCGAUUAACGGCGGACCAUUACUUCUGCCGAGCCACUCGUAUUCUUCAAUCCGAAUGAUACGGCCAUGACCUUCAAGAAUCGCCGAAAUGCGAUUGCUGAAUUUCUACGUUGGGUUGCGUGAAUUGUUAUUCAGCUUGCCGAUGAGCUGAAACUUCAAUGACAAUUACAAGUUCAACGUCUACGCGCGUGGCCAUUUAAUUUACGGCACAGUUGGCUUAAACGUUACAUGGCCUGACCCAAAAAUCGACUGUGUAUCACAAAGGUACAACGCAGAGUGGCAGCUCCAAUUUACUGCGUCUUGAAAUCUCAUUCUCCGCUUUGAAGGUUUUGAUGCCAACCAUGCCAAGAAUGCCUGACCCAAGCACCGUAGUUACCUUUGUUGAUUCUUAUUAUUACAAUUGUUUACCCAAGAAAGCCUUACCGACUUUCAAGACUAUUUUAUCAGGCGGGCUCUUCAAGUGUUCACAAGUAAAGGGCGAUGUUGCAUUGUGUCGUCCCAAUUGAGAAAUCUGCAGGUUAUUUUUCUUUUGCAUUGAGGGAUGUUUGGCCGAUACCAGGUAAAAUAAAGAAUAAUGUUUUAGCUACGAGAGAAAAACCGGAUAACCCGGGGGAAAACCAAUGCAUAAACACGAGGGAGAGCAUACAGACUCCGCACAGAGGUGCCCGAGGUCAGGAAUCGAACCCAGGCGCGUCUUUCUGCGACACACGAAUGUUACCACCGUGCGAACCUCUCCCUCCGCCCGAUGGAACGCGGCCCUUUUGUGUCAGCUGUGCGCGCGUGUUAGCGACCGUGCCAACGCGCACCAGCGUGUCGGCACGGUCUCGCGUACUCAUUUAAGCGAAUGUCAGUCUUUACGCAAGAAUGUUUCCCCCCCCCUCCCCCUCCCCUAUUAAUCGUAAGCUGAGAACCAAUUGUUUACAAGAGGCGCUAUCUUACAACUCGCGAAUGUAAAAUGUUAACAAAAUGUAAUUACGGCGACAGCAGCAGCCAGGGCGACACACAGCCUUGCUCACAACAGAGAAUACGGGUGGGUUUAUACCUUAAACAGGAGCGCGCCGUGUUCACGUCCGCCGGGAGCUGCCGCGGCGUAUAAGGGUCCGCACGCCGGACAUUGUAAUCCAGAGGUCACGGCUUCGAUUCCAUGUCUCGGAGCACAAAGGAGUGGGAUGGGGUAAUGGGUAAUCCCACCUAUUCCCAAGACGUGUCUCGAAGGAGUUAACGUCCCCCAGUUCAACAGAAUCAGAAUGUUUAUUUAUACUGGAGGAAUCCGAUGAGCGACGAAGCUCUUUUUUUUCCACAGAUGUCCAGGUAGGAGAGGGUCACAACGUCACAACAAACAGUGCGAAGACACGAUAGGAGUGCAAAGUGUAGGAAAGGUAAGCAAAUUACUAACGCGACAAAUCUCAUGUUUAUUUUACCAGGUAAAGCCCACUCGGCUAUGAGCCUCUUUUUCACAAGCGACCUGGGCACAAAUGAUAGCUCAACAAAAUGGCCUAUCGCGUGGAAAUGUUCCGGACGAACGCCGACGCGAGGGUGGUAAGGGAGUGCCAUCCCCAGGGGAUAUCCGUGCGAAUGUUCCACGGUGAUGAGGGAGGAAUGCGAGACCCCUCCUCGCACCCCUCUUCCACUGCCACACCCGAGCUUUGCCAGCGUGCGGCGCUCACUUCCGGUGAGCACGGUUGGCUACGUCCGGCGGCUAUUUGCCGCGCCGAGCCAGAACCAAACCGUGCUACCCUGACCUGACAUCUAAAUCUGGUCCGCGUGGCCAGGCAGGACCAGGCGCGACGUUAAUCGUUUUCGUCACACUUGGCGUCGGGCGCGGACGCGCGACGUCAACGGCGUCAACGGCAGAGUUCGGAUUCUGUGGUGGAAAAAUACGUGGUGCUUGCUUCCUGAGCCGCGCCAGACUGGCACGGCACAGCCCCGGCACGAUUCGGUUGUGAAGUGGAAAAGACGCGCGUUCCUAUAUCCAACGAGCGCCGCACGACCACGAACUCCAUGCGCGGCACCCAUCGGCAAAGUCGCUUACGAAGAGAGACCUUCCCAAAAAAUAUAUAACGAGAAAAUAAAAGUGAUUUCCUUGCAAAAGGUUUCCGUUUUGGUGUUUUUACAAUCUUGACACCUGGUUUAUUGCCAGAAAGGGUCAUCAAACCUAUUCUUAUACAGUUACAAACAUUCUGACGAGUCUUCUGUAAAAACACCGCGGAUUUUUUUUCUCUUUUGCCAUGCGGCGGAAGUCAACCUCUUUGUAGUCGUGUCGAGGACUUGUGUGUGGUGUUUUUUUUGCUUGUGGAACGAAAUCCAACGAUGACAUCUGGGGAGGAGAGCCGUCAACCGUGGGCGACGAGCCGGGGAUGUCCUCGAGCUGGGCUGGCGGGGGGGGAUAUUCGAUGAUUUAACUAAUCGCUCAUUCCAAACCCAUCAUCAGUCCCGAGUGCUCGGCUAAAUAAGAGAAGACACGAAAACAGUCGUGGAGGGGUAGAGGUUGCGGCGGGGGGGGGGGGGAAGUCUCACCUCUGUUGCCACGCGUGCCGCCGGAUGGGAGGUGAUGGGCGGCACUUGGUGACGUUAUCGGCAUCGCCACGAUGGGCCCGUGUCACGCUCCCCACUACUCGUACCUGUAAAGCUGGGGGGGGGGGGGGGGUUUCCUGCCUUCGGGAGAUUUAUUCACUUGCCCCGAGUAAGAGACUGCAGAAAAAAAACACUAAAUUAUUUUAAUCCUUUUUGUCGAUUCAUUGUCUUCUUAGCCCCAGCUCUAUGGGCGCGCGCUGGCCGUGUUUUGACAGCGUGUGCAUCGAUGUAAGAAAAAAAAGUGUCGCAUUUGGCUCCGUGACGAUCCUCGCCUUGCUUGCGCCCCCUUGCCCCCGCCGCCGUCUUGAACGUCCCGUCAACGUCCCGUCAACGUCCCAACAACGCUCUUGCGAGUCACGCUGCGGUCGCGAGGAAUAAACGCUGCACUCGUCGGCAGACGCCUGGUGGUGGAAGAUGCUUUAUAUGGGAAAUAAAAGCAUAUUUUGUAUUGCUC
Petromyzon marinus (sea lamprey) is the source of this 7793-nucleotide messenger RNA. The record is from RefSeq and is a predicted model, not a curated record. NCBI's taxonomy places the organism in Eukaryota, Metazoa, Chordata, Hyperoartia, Petromyzontiformes, Petromyzontidae.